AUGAUUCAAUUUGGCGUAAUUGUUAGAAAUUUCUCAAGUUCAUCAGCAGUACAAAGUGCAAUCAAGAAUGUAACUGUUAUUGGUGGUGGAUUAAUGGGGUCCGGCAUCGCCCAGGUGUCAGCCCAAGCUGGUCAAAAUGUAACAUUGGUAGAUGUGAGCUCAGAUGUUUUGGCAAAAGCACAAAAAUCAAUUGGAGCAAAUCUUGGACGGGUAGCCAAGAAAGUGUACAAAGACAAACCUCAAGAUGGCGAAAAAUUUGUUACUGAAGCUCUGGCGAGGAUCAAGACAUCUACAGACCCAGUAGAAGCCUCAAAGACCUCUGAUUUAGUUGUAGAAGCUAUUGUUGAAAAUAUUGGUGUGAAACACAAGCUUUUCAAGCAACUUGAUGAGGCAGCUCCAGCUCAUACAAUCUUUGCAUCAAACACAUCUUCCUUGUCCAUCAAUGAAAUUGCAUCAGUUGUUAAGAGGAAAGACAAAUUUGGUGGACUUCACUUCUUCAAUCCUGUUCCGGUUAUGCGACUCUUAGAAGUCGUUAAAGGUGCUGAGACUUCUGAAGCAACCUACAAGUCAAUGAUGGAGUGGGGCAAGGCUGUGGGCAAAACCUGCAUCACAUGUAAGGACACCCCUGGGUUUGUGGUCAACAGACUUUUGGUGCCUUAUGUCUGUGAAGCUAUUAGGCUGUUUGAAAGAGGAGACGCAUCAGCUCGCGACAUCGACAUCGCCAUGAAGCUUGGUGCAGGCUACCCAAUGGGCCCCCUAGAACUGGCUGAUUACGUAGGAUUAGACACCAACAAGUUUAUCCUAGAUGGCUGGCACAAGAAGUAUCCAGAUCAGCAACUUUUUAAACCUAUUCCGUUGUUAGACAAGCUCGUAGCGGAGGGCAAACUAGGAGUCAAGAGUGGUGAGGGUUUCUACAAGUAUGAGAAGAAAUAA
This is a messenger RNA of Arctia plantaginis, 933 nucleotides long. NCBI's taxonomy places the organism in Eukaryota, Metazoa, Arthropoda, Insecta, Lepidoptera, Erebidae. The record is from the annotation of a GenBank genome assembly.